Drosophila busckii is the source of this 1312-nucleotide messenger RNA. RefSeq names its product ubiquitin-like domain-containing CTD phosphatase 1 (gene Ublcp1). The coding region runs from base 260 to 1228 and encodes 322 amino acids. The record is from RefSeq and is a predicted model, not a curated record. Gene Ontology annotation, biological process: protein dephosphorylation. Lineage: Eukaryota; Metazoa; Arthropoda; Insecta; Diptera; Drosophilidae. Gene Ontology annotation, cellular component: nucleus. The transcript has 3 exons. Gene Ontology annotation, molecular function: protein binding; protein serine/threonine phosphatase activity.
GUCGCUGGCAAAGGGGAAAGAAGAUUGUUUGAAUUAUUCGUAUUUUUUCGUUUACCAGCGGAAUAAAAACACAAAGGAAAAUAAAAAGAAGUAUUAAAACAAAGCCAAGGGCAAAUAACAAUCAAGGAGUAAGCACUUUAUUAAUUUGGGAACAAGUUGAACACAGGUGGUGUCAGCUGUAAAGAGGAAGCAGAUAUUUUCAUUUUACAAUUUCAUCAUAGUGCAAUUCAACUAAUAAGUGCUUGUUUACAGUGGGAAAAUGACUGAAAUCAACGAAAUUGUUAUUGUUCUAAAAUGGAGCGGCAAGGAGUUCCCCAUUAGCGACCUCACCGACCAAGACACAGUUGAGGUUUUGCGACAUGAAAUCUUUCUCAAGACACAGGUGCGACCGGAACGUCAAAAGCUGCUUAAUCUGAAAUAUAAAGGCAAACCAGCGCCAGAUAAUGUUAAGCUGUGCGCCUUGGAGCUGAAGCCCAAUUUCAAGCUUAUGAUGGUGGGCUCUACUGAGGCGGACAUUGAGGACGCCUGCAGUCUGCCUGACGAUAUAGGCGAGGUUAUUGAUGACUUUGACGAUGCUGAUGGACGGGAGGAGACAAUCGAGAACUCUGCAGUUUAUCUGGCUAAGGUGCAGCGACGCGUGCGUGACUAUAAAAUCAAAGAGUUGGCAACACCACGUGAAAACAAGAAGCUGCUUGUGCUGGAUAUAGAUUACACGCUCUUUGAUCAUCGCUCGCCCGCUGAGCAGGGUCAAGAGCUGAUGCGGCCUUAUCUGCAUGAAUUUCUUACCUCGGCCUAUGAGCACUACGAUAUAGUGAUUUGGUCGGCAACCAGCAUGCGAUGGAUUGAGGAAAAAAUGCGUCUGCUGGGCGUUGCAAAUAGCGAUAAAUAUAAGAUAAUGUUCUACCUCGACUCGAAUGCCAUGAUCUCUGUACAUGUUCCCGAGCGCGGCGUUGUGGAUGUAAAGCCACUCGGUGUCAUCUGGGGCCUGUAUAAGCAAUACAGCUCCAAGAACACCAUUAUGUUUGAUGACAUACGCCGCAAUUUUUUGAUGAAUCCCAAGUCUGGGUUGAAGAUACGUCCAUUUCGUCAGGCGCACCUGAACCGUGCAAGUGAUAAAGAACUGCUCAAGCUCUCCGACUACCUACGCCAGAUUGCCUUAAACUGCAGUGAUUUCAAUUCGCUCAAUCAUCGCAAGUGGGAGCACUACGAUCCCAAGAAGAACUCUUAGAGUAUUUUUUAUUUGGCAUGAUGUUUACAUAUAAGAUUCUCACUUAAUUUUAUCGCAUUAAACAAAUUUUUUACGACUGUUAAA